AUGGCCGUCGGCGCGCUUCGCUCGCGGGAGUAUCGCGCUCUCUUUGAUCUCAUCGACAAAUUGCGCCACCAAGGAAUCUCCAAGUAUGUCGACCUACCUGAAAUCAUUGUAUGCGGCGACCAGUCUUCUGGAAAAAGCUCUGUUCUGGAAGCCAUCUCUGGUCUGUCCUUUCCCACGAAAGACAACCUAUGCACCCGCUUCGCUACUGAAGUAGUCUUGCGCCAUACCACUGGCACUACAUCGUGUGUAGCAUCUAUCCCUCCGGAUCCCAAGCGAAACGAGCUCGAAAAGGACACACUGGCCCUCUUUUCCCCCAAGAUCGAUCUAGAGACGCUGGAACUGAGCAGUGUCGUUGAGGAGGCUAAGACGUGGAUGGGGAUCUCCGACACCAACGCUUUCAGUAACGACAUUCUCAGAGUCGAGCUCUGUUCCUCUGACCAGCCUCACCUGACGAUAGUUGAUCUGCCCGGCCUGUUCUCGGGUAUUGAUAACAAUCAGUCCGAGUCCGAUGGAGACCAGGUGGUCUCUAUGGUGCGAUCACACAUGAGCCGCCCUCGAAGCAUCAUCCUUGCGGUCAUCUCGGCCAAGUCAGACAUUGCUGUCCAGUCAGUCACCAAGAUGUUGUCGGAAAUUGAUCCCAAAGGAAGGCGCACAAUGGGCCUGAUCACCAAGCCCGACACACUCUAUGCAGGCUCAGAAAGUGAGAGCAAUUUCGUGGAGCUCGCUCACAAUAAGAAGAAGGUUUGUCGCUUGGGAUGGCACGUCCUGCGCAACCGGGACUAUCCAGAGCGUGACUUUACCGGUCAGCAGCGCGACGAGGCGGAACACAAGUUCUUCUCCAAUGGACCGUGGUCUACGUUGAGUCCUCAUCAGCUUGGUAUCAAUGAGCUGAGGCCGCGCUUGUCGUCAAUCCUGCGGAAGCAAAUUUCGGCUGUGCUUCCAGAUCUUAUGGCUGAUGUGACAGCCGGCAUCCAAGACUGCGAGAAGCAGCUGUCGCUUCUGGGAACUUCGCGGAGCACCGCCUCGUUGCGCCGGAAGUAUCUCAGUCGCGUGAGUCACGACUAUACUCGACUGACUGAAGCCGCCACCUCGGGCCACUACAGGGAUCCUUUCUUUGGCGAUGCUAUGACCGAGUCUGGAGCUGCUAGACGACUUCGCGCCACGGUUGAGAGACACUACCGGGACUUUGAGGCGCGCAUGUUGAAGCAUGGUAAGACAUGUCAGAUCCUGGAGGAUGGGACGGAGAUGCCGGAGAAACCCGGGAACCACAACUAUGUCUAUCGCAGUGACUAUGCGGAGAAAGUCAAGGAGCUGAUGCGGCGGGAUAAAGGCCGCGAGGUAAGCGGCACUUUCAACCCCCUUAUCAUCGGGGACCUCUUUCUAGAGCAGUGCAAACCAUGGCAAGGCUUGGCUAGCCAUCUCCAAGCUCGUGUCUCCGCCGAUGCGCGUUCUCUGAUCAAAUACAUUCUCUCAGAGACGACAGCCCCCGAGGCACGGGAUGCAAUCAGAGGUGUCAUUGAUGAGAGGAUGGACAAGAUCACCGACCUCAUGGCUGAAAAAGCACGAGAAAUACUCAGGCCACACAUCAAUGGUAUACCCCAGACGUAUAACCACUACCUCACCGAUACCGUGCAGAAAGUACAGCAGGAACGCCGUGAUGCCAAGUUGAAAGAGCACAUGGACUGCUUUGCAGGAAAUCGCAUGGGUGGAUACAGUGUGACGCCGGAUCAGUUGCGGGCUCUCUUGCAAGAUCAAAUUGAACCCAACAUGGAGAAUAACGCUAGCUUCAUGGCCAUCGAUUUCUCUGAAGCGUACUUCAAGCUCGCUGCCAAAAUCUUCAUCGACAACAUGGCACAGCUCGUUAUCGAGCCGCAACUCAUGGAAAAGUUGCCAAGCCUUCUCGGUCGGGAUGCCGUGGACGGUUUUUCCGACGAAUACAUCGAGAAACUCGUCAGCGAGAGUGAGGAUUCUGGACAGAAGCGUCAAGCCAGCCAGUCGAAGCUGCACAUUCUCACCGGGUGCCUUGGCGACAUCAAAAGUCUACAGAACCACGGUUACACCGCAGAACUUUCCGAGGAGUUGACCCCAAAGCCAGGGACCAAUGCAGACAGCGAACACACGCAAAUCGAAAUGGAAACCCCGGACUCGCUCACGCCAGAACUGGAGCCCGAGACACCUGAAACAGCACAAAUCAGUAAGAAGACAAAGAAGACGAAGAAGAAGAAGUCUGCUGUUCAUUUGCCUGGGGAAGAAGAUCCUCCAAAAGACGGCAGCUGGGCGGUUGAAGAUUGUGAAAACAUGCCGGAAUGGCAGAUCAGGAACUAUCAAUGGCAUUGA
Messenger RNA from Emericellopsis cladophorae, 2337 nucleotides. Its product is annotated as Interferon-induced GTP-binding protein Mx-like protein. Gene Ontology annotation, molecular function: microtubule binding; GTP binding; GTPase activity. The coding region runs from base 1 to 2337 and encodes 778 amino acids. The transcript has 3 exons. The record is from RefSeq and is a predicted model, not a curated record. Lineage: Eukaryota; Fungi; Ascomycota; Sordariomycetes; Hypocreales; Bionectriaceae. Gene Ontology annotation, cellular component: microtubule; membrane; cytoplasm.